AUGAUUCGAUUGGCUUUAAUGACUACAGCUUAUACUCAAGAUCUUGAAGGGAAUCCAUUGCUUGAUGAAACAUCUUAUAAUUUGGCAACAAUAUAUGAUAUUGGUGCUCGGUCCGUGAAUCCUGAGAAGACUGUUGAUCCAAGAUUGGUUUAUGAUUUAACUUCGAAUGAUCAUAUGAAUUUUCUAUGUGCAUUUAUUCGGCGAAACUUACAACUGAUUGCUAGGAGGCCUGCGAGUUACGGGAAUAAUCAAUCUAAGCCGUGGAAUUUAAAUUAUCCAGCCAUUUCAGUUGCUUUUGAAGCUUCCAAACCGUUGGAUUUGGCUAUUGUUGUUAAUAGGACAGUUACACAUGUUAGUGACAAUGCUAGCUACAGUGUGAGUUUGACAAAUCCUAAAGGUGCAAUUGUUACCGUAACUCCAUCAAAAAUGGAUUUUGAAAUGAAUGGUGAAAAGCAGUGUUAUAUGGUCAAGAUCAAGGCUAGGAAGUUGGCAGCAUCACCAAGAUAUUCAGUGGGGAAGAUAAUUUGGUCAGACGGGCCGACACCGAAUGGUUUCGCCUGUGUUGGUUGUAUGGCGGAAAUGGCAUUCAUUGGGAUUUUAUAUCUUUUGUUUCUGUUAUAUAGUUUUAGAAAGGGGAAAAAAAAAAAAAGCAACGAGCACUCUUCCCUCCUCCAACGAGUCGAUAUGCUGAUAAAAGCAACUCCAUUUGAUCCAUCGUUUACAACUUGCAAAAUAACAUGUCAAAAGGAGAGCUUUGUAGAAAAGCUUUUCAUUGAGUAA
Messenger RNA from Fraxinus pennsylvanica, 780 nucleotides. NCBI's taxonomy places the organism in Eukaryota, Viridiplantae, Streptophyta, Magnoliopsida, Lamiales, Oleaceae. The record is from the annotation of a GenBank genome assembly.